GCGCACCCCUCGAUCGCGUGGUGUUCUUCCAUAUUGCUGCUGUUACUGGUGAUUAGCGAAAAAGGAUUCAAAGAGGUGUCGGAGGCGCUUUCUUUAUAUGUUUAGUUCAGUCUGACCACUCUGCGUCUUAGACUGAAGUGUAUUUGGUCUAGGGGUGGAGUGGACGGAGGGGGGAGAAAAACAGCUGAAUCGCGGAGUACACAUUUGUAUUCUUGAGUUGAAGGCGAAUUUGGGAAACGGGGGAAAAGGAGAAAUGGCCACUCAGGUGGAGACUCUCCUGCCUAACAACCCUCUAUUAAAGCAAGACGAGCAUGGGCACGCCGGCAGCACCAAACGCGACGAGGGCUGCCUGGAGCAGGGGGCCAACCAGGCAGCCGCCGGGGCCGGGGGAGACAACGCGAAGGGGGGCGAGUCCGAGCAGGGAGGGCUAGCCGAGCAGGGCAGGCGACAGGCGAAGGACGGCGGUAGCACCCAAGACAAGGAGAGCUGCGAUAAGGAGGCCGCUAACUCCAAAGACAACGGCAGUCAGGGAGAAGGAGGCACCAGGAAGGAGUUUACCGAGGCUCCCCCGCCCAAGGUGAACCCGUGGACUAAGAAAAUGACCGUGGUCAGCGUGAACGGACAGGCGCAUCCCGAGCAAUCGGGCCCAACCAAGGUGGUGAGAGCGGGCAAUCCCCGUCCUCGGAGAGGAGCGAAGGUUGGAGACUUCGGCGACGCAAACAAUUGGCCCACCCCGGGAGAGAUCGCCACCAAGGACCAGCAGGCACCCAAGAAAAUGGUCGUCAAGAAGGAGUCGAAGGAGAAGCGAGAGAGUGAGGAGUGCAAGGAGAACCAGAAGGCAAAAUCCGACGACUCCGGAGAAGAGAAGAAUGGAGACGAGGACUCUCAGAAGAAUGGGCAGAAGAAGAAAGGAAACAAACACAAGUGGGUGCCGCUGAUGAUCGAGGUGAAGUCGGAGGGCCCCAGGGAGCGCUCGGCGUCUCGGAACAACACGCGGCAGAACGAGGUCCCCCGGGUGCCCCCCAGCAGCCGGAACGACCUGAAAGACUGGAACAGCGGCCGGUACGAGCGGGAGUGGCGGGACGACCACGACGAGGUGUCCAGCGUGAAGAGCGAGGGCGCCCCCUUUCGGGGUGGCUACAGGGGCCGCGGCCGGGGCCGAGGGAGGGGCCGGGGUCGAGGCAGGGGCGCUGGGCGAGGACAUUACGAUUACCACUAUGGCUACAAGGCCUACGACCCUAAGGACGGGGCAUACGGUCACAAGUUUGGUACCGUCACGUACUACUACGACAACCUGAGCAGCAACGACCUGUACACCGUCGACCAAGAGCUGCUGAAGGACUACAUCAAGCGCCAAAUCGAGUACUACUUCAGCAUCGACAACUUGGAGCGGGACUUCUUCUUGCGCAGGAAGAUGGACCAGGAGGGCUUCCUGCCCGUGGCCCUGAUCGCCAGCUUCCACCGGGUCCAGGCCCUGUCCACCGACAUCAAUCUCAUACUGGAGGCGCUGAAGGACAGCAAGGAGGUGGAGCUGAUCGACCAGAAGAUCCGCAGGAAGGUGGACCCCGAGAAGUGGCCUCUGCCUGGCCUGGCCAUGCCCGAUCACUCACAGACCGACUUCUCGCAGCUCGUUCACUGCCCCGAGUUUGUGCCCCGGCAGGCUUCGGAGAAGCAGUCAGGGUCAGCCCCGGGUUCCCCGAGGUCCUCCACGCCCAUGCAGACCAAGGCAGAAGAUGUCACCAAUCUUAAGACGAUGCCCAAGGGGCUCUCUGCCAGCCUGCCGGACCUUGACUCUGAAUCCUGGAUUGAGGUGAAAAAGAGGUCCAGGCAGUCACCCUCCAGGUCAAAGAAGACGGAGGAGGUCCGCUCGCCGGUGCAGCCGGGCCCCCCCGCGCGAGAGGAGCAGGACGAGCCCGAGGAGCUGGACUUCAUGUUCGACGAGGAGAUGGAGCAGAUUGACGGCCGGCGGAACACGUUCACAGACUGGUCGGACGAGGACUCGGACUGCGAAAUCGAUGACCGCGACGUCAACAAGAUCCUAAUCGUCACGCAGACGCCGCCAUACCUGCGCAAGCACCCUGGGGGCGACCGCACGGGUCACCACACAUCCCGCUCCAAGCUGACCAGCGAGCUGGCCAAAGUCAUCAAUGACGGCCUCUACUACUACGAGCAGGACCUGUGGGAUGACACAUACGAACCGGAGUAUGCCACCAUAAAGCAAGAGGUGGAGAACUUCAAGAAGGUUCACCUCAUCAGUCGAGAGCAGUUCGACUGCCUCACCCCCGAACCCCCCGUCGAUCCCAAUCAGGAAGUUCCACCCGGCCCCCCACGACCCCAGCAGAUCCCUACAGACGCAUUAGCCAAUAAGCUGUUCGGCGCCCCUGAGCCGUCGGCAGUUGCCCGCUCCCUACCCACCACCGUGCCCGACUCGCCCAACUACCGUAGUGCCCGAACCCCGCGGACGCCCCGCACGCCGAGGCUAAAAGACCCCACGCAGACGCCCCGCUUCUACCCCGUGGUGAAGGAGGGCCGACCUGUCGACGCCAAGACCCCCCGCAAGAGGAAGACCCGACAUAGUUCGAACCCCCCCAUGGAGUGCCAUGUGGGCUGGGUGAUGGACUCCCGCGAGCAUCGCUCCCGUACCGCCUCCGUCAGUUCCAACGCCAGCCCCUCAGAAGGCACCCCGGCUCUGGGCAACUUCGGCUGCACGCCUCAGUCCCUGCCCAAGUUCCAGCACCCUUCGCACGAGCUGCUCAAGGAAAAUGGCUUCACGCAGCAUGUUUACCACAAGUACCGCCGGCGUUGCCUGAACGAACGCAAGCGGCUGGGUAUCGGGCAGUCGCAGGAGAUGAACACGCUCUUCCGCUUCUGGUCCUUCUUCCUGCGGGACCACUUCAACAGGAAGAUGUACGAAGAGUUCAGGCAGCUGGCGGUGGAGGACGGAAAGGAGGGAUACAGGUACGGCCUGGAGUGCCUCUUCAGGUAUUACAGCUACGGCCUUGAGAGGAAGUUCAGACCGGACAUAUUCAAAGACUUUCAGGAGGAGACCGUCAAGGACUACGAAGCUGGCCAACUAUACGGGCUCGAAAAGUUCUGGGCCUUCCUGAAAUAUUCCAAAGCGAAAACCUUGGAAAUCGACCCAAAGCUACAAGAGUACCUGAGCAAGUUCAGACGCCUCGAGGACUUCAGAGUCGACCCCCCGAUCGAGGAAGGCGGCAGGAAGAGGCACGCGUCGAGUAGAGAAUCCCAGGGCCGACAUCGGCACUCAUCGCAGACCGGCGGCCAGUCCAGCGCAAGCCCCGCCCAGCCCCAGCAGGGGGCGCCGAGCGACGAUGCCAAACCCCCGAGCCAGCGCGCCGCGCCGUCGGACGCCAAGCCACCAAAGUAGCCUUGGCGGGACCGCUAGCUGUUUAACUUAACGCCGUUAUACGCCACCACCACCACCCCGAUUGUUUUCGUUUCUCGCCACAAGGAGAUCUGGAAAUUGACGUGAGCACGACGGAGAAGAUUUUAAGGAGUGGCCUGUGACUAUGGGGCUGACUUUUACGCGUUAUCCUUUCGCCCGUUUUUGUUUUGGAUUUUAAUCCAGAUUAGACCCGAGGGACUGCUAGGAGAGAGCUUUUAGCUGUUUUCAGUUUAAAAGGAAACACGUUUUAUUCACCCACAGGACGGCUGCGGAUUUCAGCGCCAAACGUCUUGUGGGGGGUUUUUUUUUCGUCCCCGUUUUUUUUUAAUUUCUAUUUAAUUUUUACCUUCAGCUUCUCCAACUGACACCGUAACUCUGGCUCGAAGAUGUCACGCAAUUCCUUACUACGCAUUUGGAAUUUAAUUAUUUACCUUUAUUUUAUUUUUUUUUAUUUUUAAUUCUCUUUUUUUUUCUUCUUCUUUGGGUGGAGCGGUAUUCUGGAGACUUGUGCUUUUGACCGUUAAUUACUUGACUGGGUUUGAGGGCUGGGGAAAAAAGAUGAGGAGGAACAGAACUUAAAAAAAAAUAAUAAAAAACCAAAAGGGGGGAGAUGGGGGGGGGGGGGGGGGGGAGAAACGGACGUUGUGCUGAUCCCUUGUGAUGCGCUGGACCUCUUACAGUUGCCUUAUUUUAAUGGGGUUUCCCCUCCCCCCUCGUUGCUUGUACCCCACCUUCCCUCACGCUAGUCGAUUGUACAUCAUCCUGACUGCGUUAGAAUAACGCGUCAUGGCCGCACGGCCCCCCCCCCCCCCCCCCCCCCCCCCCCCCCCCGUCCUUUCUACCUUUUUGAUGGUCUUCCACAGUGUCUGUUACAGCUGCUCCCCCCCCCCCCACUACGUAUCGUGUUUGCAGUUUGUGGCUAAUUUUGUGCUCAAGCUUCACCGGGGGGAGGGCUAAUCAGCUUUCUGCAGCCCGCACUGCCCCGGCCC
This is a messenger RNA of Brienomyrus brachyistius, 4395 nucleotides long. RefSeq names its product La ribonucleoprotein 1, translational regulator (gene larp1). Gene Ontology annotation, biological process: positive regulation of translation; mRNA stabilization. The record is from RefSeq and is a predicted model, not a curated record. Gene Ontology annotation, cellular component: cytoplasmic stress granule; cytosol. NCBI's taxonomy places the organism in Eukaryota, Metazoa, Chordata, Actinopteri, Osteoglossiformes, Mormyridae. Gene Ontology annotation, molecular function: RNA cap binding.